Cannabis sativa is the source of this 2471-nucleotide messenger RNA. RefSeq names its product L-type lectin-domain containing receptor kinase S.1. NCBI's taxonomy places the organism in Eukaryota, Viridiplantae, Streptophyta, Magnoliopsida, Rosales, Cannabaceae. The coding region runs from base 257 to 2299 and encodes 680 amino acids. Gene Ontology annotation, biological process: protein phosphorylation. Gene Ontology annotation, molecular function: protein kinase activity; carbohydrate binding; ATP binding. The transcript has a single exon. Gene Ontology annotation, cellular component: plasma membrane. The record is from RefSeq and is a predicted model, not a curated record.
UCUUUCAUAAUUCACUUAUUAGAAAAAAAAUGUCAUAUUUUCUCAUUUUCUUAAAACAAACAAUUUUGUUUAUGAUAAUAUCUAUUAUUUCUACCUAAUGAGGACGAUCAAAAGUAAUUAUUAACAUGAAAAUAAAAGAGCCAAAAAUGUCAUAAAAACGAAACCAUAUUAGAAAAACCAUUAGUAAACCUCUUCCUUCCUUCUACAAUGGAUAACUGAGCUUUGACCAAACUCAUCGCCGCUGGAGAGUAACACAAUGAUUCUCCGCCACUCCCUUCACAUGACAACCUUCCUCAUCAUCAUCAUCAUCCUCUUCAUUCUCUCACCAACUUUCGCCCUCAAUUUCCUCUUUAACUCAUUCGCCGGCACCUCAAACUCCACCAACGUCACCUUAGUCAACGAUGCCCAUUUCGACUCAUCGGUGAUUCGGUUAACUAAUGAAACCCUCAUCGACCAGUUUUCCGUCGGCCGAGCUUUCUACCCAUCUAAAAUCACCAUGAGAAGAAGCUCAAACUCAAACUCUUCCUCUGUUUCUUCUUUCUCCACCUCUUUUGUCUUUUCUGUUUUGCCAGUUAUAAGCUCCAGCCCUGGCUUUGGUCUCUGCUUCGUCCUCACCAAUUACACCUCACCUCCCGGCGCCAUCGCCAGUCAGUACUUCGGUCUAUUCACCAACGCUACGGUGAGAACACCAGCUCCCCUGUUAGCCAUUAAGUUCGAUACGGGUCGGAAUCCGGAAUUCGGUGACCUGGAUGGGAACCACAUCGGAAUCAAUCUCAACAGUAUUGAAUCAGAGACGUGGAACCCCGCCGGAUAUUACAACUCAACUGGAUCCUUCGUCCCAGUUCCAAUGCGAGAUGGGAGAAACAUCAGAGCUUGGAUCGAAUUCGAUGGCACCAAUUUCGAAAUCAACGUCACUGUUGCUCCCAUUGGAGUUCCUCGUCCGGUUAAACCUACACUCACUUACAGAGACAGGAACAUAGCGAAUUUCAUCUCCGAUGAAAUGUUUAUUGGGUUUUCGGCUUCGAUAACGCAAUGGAUCGAAGCGCAGAGGAUUUUAGCUUGGAGCUUUAGCGACACAGGAGUUUUGAGAGAGAUCAACACGACGAAUUUGCCGGUCUUUCUUGUACCGGAGUCAUCUUCGUCGCUUUCUCCCGGGAAAAUUUCUGGGAUUGUAAUCGGUUGUGCUGCUUUUGUAGCGAUUUGUUCAAUCGGGGUUUUCUGGUAUUGGCGGAAGAGCAAGCUGAAAGACAAAGAAGAAGAUGACGAUAUUGAAGAUUGGGAACUCGAGUAUUGGCCUCACCGAUUCACAUACGAAGAACUUGAUGAAGCCACCGAAAGCUUUUCCGACAAUCAACUUCUGGGCGCAGGCGGGUUCGGGAAAGUUUACAAAGGAACUUUACCAAACGAAACCCAAAUCGCGGUUAAAUGCGUGAACCACGAUUCAAAACAAGGGUUGAGAGAAUUCAUGGCUGAAAUUUCAAGCAUGGGAAGGCUUCAACACAAGAACUUAGUCAAAAUGCGAGGAUGGUGUAGAAAAGGGAACCAACUCAUGCUCGUAUAUGAUUUCAUGCCCAAUGGUAGCCUUAACCAAUGGAUUUUCGACAAGCCCAAGAAGCUUCUGGGCUGGGAACAACGGCGGCGGGUGUUAGCAGAUGUUGCCGAGGGCCUAAACUACCUCCACCAUGGCUGGGAUCAAGUUGUGGUUCACAGAGACAUUAAGUCGAGCAACAUAUUGCUCGACUCAGAUAUGCGUGGCCGGCUCGGCGAUUUUGGGCUAGCGAAGCUUUACCAACACGGCGAGGUCCCAAACACGACUCGGGUCGUUGGGACUUUGGGUUACCUGGCACCGGAGCUGGCCACAGUAGCGGCGCCGACUUCGGCGAGUGACGUAUAUGGGUUCGGUGUGGUUGUUCUUGAAGUUUCUUGUGGGAGGAAGCCGAUUGAGUUUGGGGCGGCGGCGGAGGAGGAGGUGGUGUUGAUCGAUUGGGUGAGGGAUUUGUACUUGGAAGGUAAGGUUGUUGAAGCGGCGGAUAAGAGGGUUAGUGGAGAGUAUGAAGAGGCGGAGAUGGAGGUGAUUUUGAAGCUUGGUUUGGCUUGUUGCCACCCUGAUCCUCAGCGCCGCCCAAGCAUGAAAGAGGUGGUGGCUGUGCUUGUUGGGGAGCAAACGACAACGACGGCACCGGUAGAAGUGUUGUCGUUUUUGGUUGGAGGUGAUGAUAGUAGAGCUGUCGUUGAUAGUGGUGAAGAUAAUGAAUCGCCGGAGGUGGCUUUGGCUCCAUCUCCUUCACCGGUUCUGUAAAUAUAUAUUUUAUUAAUUUAUUAUUAUUAUUAUUAUUAUUGGUCUCAUUUUAUUUAAAUUUUAACUUUACAGGUAUAUUUAAUGGUUAGCUUCAUAAUUAUAUUUUUGCUUUUCUAGGAUACCACUUUGAUGAAAUUCUAAAUGAAUUGCUUUACUGCUUUUGUUUCUCUCA